CAUGAAAGGAGGCCUUUUAUACGAGCUGUAAGCAGUUCUCAGAGGCUGGUAUGCAGGCUACAUCUGAUCCUCUUCAGCUCGCUGGAGGAACAGAAGACACUUCACUGCUGGGUCAUGGAUCAUCAUGCAUCAGGCCAACAAAGCCAUGCAGCACAUUUCCAGUGGCUUUCCUUUGCGUACCAGAGCCUCACAGAGAUCCCUUAUGAAACCAUCCUGACACAGACAGACAGCCUGCAGGUGCUGGACCUGAGCUACAACCUGCUGGAUGAGAACCCGGCUCUGCUGGGCCGCCUGGAGAAGCUCAGCACUCUGAUCCUGGACUGCAACAACUACACGUCUCAUGUCAAGUUCCCCUACAUGCCAAGCGUCACCACAGUGUGCAUCAACAAGAACAAGAUCAACAACCUGCCUGUGUUUGUGGAGGAGAUCUGGAGAAAGUUCCCCAACAUCAAGAUCCUUAGCAUGAUGAACAACGAGGCAGCACCCAGCUACUUCAAUGGAGGCAGUCUGACCCAGUACACAGACUACAGACGAGCACAGAACUACAGGAGACUCUAUGUGAUCAGUCAGCUUCCAGGUCUGGAGAUUCUGGAUGACACGGAGGUCCUGGAGAAGGAGAGAGCCCAGGCUCGGAAAACCUACCGGCUACAGCAGAGCGGUCACAGCAGCAGAAAACAGAGAAAGGACUCAUCCAAGAAGCACACUCGCAUUCAGAAAAAGCCCAGCAGCAUCAUGAAAUAAAGCCUGUGUCGCCCGUGUUAAUGUUA
This is a messenger RNA of Maylandia zebra (zebra mbuna), 767 nucleotides long. The record is from RefSeq and is a predicted model, not a curated record. NCBI's taxonomy places the organism in Eukaryota, Metazoa, Chordata, Actinopteri, Cichliformes, Cichlidae.